AUGGCCAGCGGAUUGCGGAUUCUCGUCCCCGUCAAGCGGGUGAUCGACUAUGCUAUCAAACCCCGAAUCAAUAAGACACAAACCGGCGUUGAAACCGCCGGCGUCAAGCACUCGCUCAAUCCCUUCGAUGAACUCUCCGUCGAAGAAGCCGUCCGCCUCCGUGAGCGCAAGGGUCCCCUGAAGGUCGAAAACAUCCUUGCCCUCUCUGCCGGUGGCCCGAAAUGCGCCGACACCCUCCGCACAGCGAUGGCCAUGGGCGCCGACCGCGCGUUCCACAUCGACGUCCCCGACAGCAACGACGGCGGCCUGGAACCCUUGACUGUCGCCAAGACACUGCGCGCUGUUGUCGAGAAGGAGAACAUCAACUUGGUGCUGCUCGGAAAGCAGGCCAUUGACGGAGACCAGGGACAGACGGGUCAGAUGCUUGCAGGACUUCUGGGCUGGCCGCAGGCGACGCAGGCGAGCAAGGUGGAGAUCAAGGACGAGGCGGGGACUGUUGAGGUAACGCACGAGGUUGACGGUGGUGUUGAGACGCUCAAGGCGAAGCUGCCGAUGAUUAUCACGACUGAUCUGCGACUGAACGAGCCGCGGUACGCGAGUCUGCCGAACAUCAUGAAGGCGAAGAAGAAGCCUCUGGAGAAAAAGACGCUGGCGGAUCUUGGUGUAGAGGACAAGAGGCGGUUGAAGACUUUGAAGGUUACGGAGCCUCCUGCUCGCCAGGGUGGCGGCAAGGUCGAGGAUGUCGACGGCUUGAUCUCCAAGCUGAAGGAGCUUGGUGCUCUGUGA
This is a messenger RNA of Aspergillus mulundensis, 786 nucleotides long. RefSeq names its product electron transfer flavoprotein subunit beta/FixA family protein. The record is from RefSeq and is a predicted model, not a curated record. Gene Ontology annotation, cellular component: cytosol. The transcript is spliced from 3 exons. NCBI's taxonomy places the organism in Eukaryota, Fungi, Ascomycota, Eurotiomycetes, Eurotiales, Aspergillaceae. Gene Ontology annotation, molecular function: electron transfer activity. Bases 1 to 786 code for a protein of 261 amino acids.